Tuber melanosporum (Perigord truffle) is the source of this 1645-nucleotide messenger RNA. RefSeq lists its product as uncharacterized. The record is from RefSeq and is a predicted model, not a curated record. The coding region runs from base 911 to 1435 and encodes 174 amino acids. The transcript is spliced from 2 exons. NCBI's taxonomy places the organism in Eukaryota, Fungi, Ascomycota, Pezizomycetes, Pezizales, Tuberaceae.
CUUGACUAACACUUCAACGCGAAAGCCUAUGAGAGCCCCAAAUAUUCUCAGCGCCCCCGCUUCCAACCAGGGUUGCUCAUCUCGAUACCUCGACUGCCAACAAGCGCCGGCAGGGACAAAUUUCAUCGGUUUCGAGGCCUGAUUCCUUGAAAACACGGCUUGAGAUCAGCUUACAUAACAGCCUAUUCACUAUGCCAUCAACGCCCCGACAGAAAAACUCGGGCAAAAAUGCUAGCGGUAAGAAGCUCGUCCAGACCAAGUUAAAUUUUUACGUUAAAGGCCCUGCCCCACCGUCGUCAUCGUUAUCCUCGGGCCCACAAAAUCGGCGCGCAGACUCCACGCCCGGGACAUUCGGGAGGAGGUACAUCAGAGAGGAUUCGACGGAGCACAAGGAAUUUGGAACUUCGGAUCUAGAAUCUCAGUCUCAAGGAACUGGCUCUCAAGAAAUGGAUAUUGAAUCAGAAUCCCAAUCUGGAGAAUUUCAUUCGCAGCAAUCGCUCGGGAAAUUGAAGCCGCAAAAUGCGAGGUAUAAUCAGAAGAGGGUGGAGGUUGCGCAGGAGACGACGGACUUCAUACCUAGUAUACUUGCUAAAUUUCCUGCGGCGCAGCAAAAGUCGUCAUUAUAUUUGGGAGGGGAACUUUCUCUUGCGGGAAUAGUUUGUUCGGGGUUUAUGUUACCGGACCUCGACCCGGAAGCUGGAAGAAGAGGUUGCCGGAUCAAAGUCAUCGAUGGGGACACUUUCGACACAGCGAUAACGAUGGGUAGGAACGUAGUCGUUCUAAACAUGGCAAAUGCGCAAGUUGCCGGAGGAGGGUGGAAAAGGGGUGCAAUGGCACAGGAGGAGGAAUUAUGCUACCGGCAUUUCCCUCCAUCAUACAAGCUUUAUUCCCACCACUGCAACUAUAGCUGAUGAUUUGCUACAGCUCAACCCUUAGCUUCAAACUCCAUCGCGCCUUCUACCCCCUCUCAGACACCGCAGGGAUCUACACGCCAGCAGUUGUAGUCUUCCGCACUUCCCAUUCAGACGGCCAUAAACUCUACCCACCUAGCAUCAAGUACAAAAUCCUCUCUGUAAUCUCCGUAGCCGCGAUUCGUGACCCUCCUCUCACAAACGGUGCGCCGCCGGACUACAGUCGUCCCACAGACCGAAAUCUCAUGCUCGAGAAGAUCCGCUUGAUAUUGCGCAUCGCUGCCAUGAACGGGCAUAGCAAGGUUGUGCUCGGUGCGUUGGGAUGCGGGGCUUUCCACAACCCACCUGAGAAGGUCGUGGAAUGCUUUCUUAGGGUCUUCAGGGAACCAGAGUUUGCAGGAGGCUGGUGGAGGGAAAUAGUAUUUGCGGUGCUGGAUACAGAGAAGGACGAGGAGAAUAAGGGACCAAAUGGGAAUGGAAAUUUCGGAAUAUUUUUCAGGGGGUUGCACGGGGUUGUUGUUUAGCGCAAGAUUUGCUCCUUCCUCGUUGGUUUGGCUUUGAGCGAUUGUUGGGGGCGCGCUGGUAUGCCGGUAUGCCCUUAUGGGAGUAAUGGGACCGGAUAUUCUGUUUGCACCUAAUUUACAUGGGCCAUGGUUUUUCUUUAUUUUCUUCCUUUUUUUCUCCGCCCUUAUCUGUUGGGGUAUAACUUUAGGAAAUUUGUGACAUGUCUAGCU